CAGUUGUAAGGACUCAUUUAUCCAGCUACCAACGGGGUAGGAUCGCUGCCGGCUUCCGUAUGAUGUCGUGGCGUUUCACUCUAACCUGAAAUGGAAACAUACUAGCUUAGCACAGAGAUCAUACGAAAUAAAUAAAAAGUAUUUCUAUACGCCAUUGCUACAACAUAUCACAGUGUAUUCAUAAUAGAUUAACUGCAGUUUUAAACUAUCAAAAUGAGGCGCGCCGGUAUGGGUGACAGUGCACCACCAGGAGGGUACGUUGCAAGUGGAUACAGUGCUUAUGAAGCAGAAAAUGAACAUUUGCAAGAUGGAUUAAAGAAAAAGGUAGAAGCUCUGAAACAUCUUUCCAUUGACAUUGGAGCAGAAGUGAAAAAUCAGAAUUCAAUGUUGAAAAGUAUGGACUCGGACUUUGACUCCACGGGUGGGUUUCUGCAGGCUACGAUGGGCAGACUGAAGCUGCUUUCUAGAGGCAGCCAGACCAGGAUCUACUGCUACAUGCUGCUGUUCGCCCUCUUUGUCUUCUUCGUUCUCUACUGGGUGAUCAGACUGAGGUGAUGAAACAGAAACACGCUCACUCCACCCCACCCCACAAACAGAAAGUGUGCCAUGUUUCACUGGACCAGAGAUUCAGGAUUUUUCAGAUUUGUUUUAAAAGGCGGACUGGGAUCUCAAAAAAAAUAUUCUGCCCGUUAGCGUAAGUUGAUGUGGCCAAUAUGGAUGUAUGACGUCUCAUGUAGACUGUCAGAACUCAUAGAUACUGCCAUUCUGGGUAAUUCUUUUAUAGCAAUUAAGUAAAACUGUUUUGCUUUUGAGACUGAAAAAUGUUGGUUCUUGUUUAUAUUUACUAAUACUGUAUACCUGUUGUCUGUUUAUGUGGAAAAACACCCAGAGGAAGCUGUAUUCGAUUGAGUGUAAAUCCCUUACUGUCCAGCGGUUUUUCAUCUGUAUCAAAAGUGUAAAUUAUGUAGAUUACAAAAAUAAUAUGCCUGAAAAAGAUUUA
Messenger RNA from Paramormyrops kingsleyae, 1000 nucleotides. RefSeq names its product Bet1 golgi vesicular membrane trafficking protein (gene bet1). The record is from RefSeq and is a predicted model, not a curated record. Lineage: Eukaryota; Metazoa; Chordata; Actinopteri; Osteoglossiformes; Mormyridae.